AUCUCUCUUGCCGUAGUUGUUUGGAAAACGUGGUUGAUUUUGUCAGAUGUGUGUCUGGAUGUCCACCCGGCAUUAGACAUCCCUUCUCACUUCUACACCACAGUAAAUUCAUAAACCUCAACACCAGUAACAAGACUACGAGGAGCCAAUGGCAGAACAGGCUCCGUCUGUCGCCAGGGAGGCGGUCCUCAAGGAGAGCUCCGCCCUCCCCGAGAACAUGCAGCAAAUCAAAGGCUACGAUUUCAACGAGGGGUUGGACCGCCGAGCGCUGAUGCAAUCUUUUCUCUCCACGGGCUUCCAGGCCAGCAGCUUUGGACUGGCAGUGCAGGAGAUCAACAAGAUGAUUGAGAAGCGUCUGGAGGCGGGGCAGAGUGAAGAAGGAGCCAAUGAGAGUGAAGUGGGGGCGGGGCAACCGGGCUGCACCAUCUUCCUGGGUUACACCUCCAACCUCAUCAGCUCUGGAGUCCGAGAGAGCAUACGCUACCUAGUGCAGCACAACAUGGUGGAUGUGAUCGUCACCACAGCAGGUGGUAUUGAGGAGGACUUCAUUAAGUGUUUGGCUCCGACGUUUCUGGGAGAUUUCAGCCUGCCAGGCAAAGAGCUCAGACAGAGGGGCAUCAACAGGAUAGGUAACCUGUUGGUGCCUAAUGAUAACUACUGUAAGUUUGAGGACUGGCUGAUGCCCAUACUGGAUCAGAUGGUGGACGAACAGAUGAACGAGGGCGUGCACUGGAGUCCCUCCAAGAUGAUCCACAGGUUGGGCAAAGAGAUCAACAACCCAGAAUCUGUCUACUACUGGGCUUACAAGAAUGACAUCCCCGUCUUCAGUCCCGCCCUGACUGACGGUUCUCUGGGCGACAUGAUCUACUUCCACUCAUACAAGAAACCCGGACUCAUACUGGACAUAGUGGAGGACAUCCGCAGGUUGAACAGCAAGGCUGUGUUUGCCAAGCGCACCGGCAUGAUCAUCCUGGGAGGGGGACUAGUGAAGCACCACAUCUCUAACGCCAACCUGAUGAGGAACGGUGCGGACUAUGCGGUGUUUGUGAAUACGGGUCAGGAGUUUGAUGGUUCUGAUUCCGGAGCCCGACCUGAUGAGGCUGUCUCCUGGGGAAAGAUACGCAUGGACGCCAAACCUGUCAAGGUGUAUGCAGAUGCCACUCUGAUCUUCCCCUUGCUGGUGGCCGAGACCUUCGCUGCUCACGCCGACAAACUCAUCACACAACAGCAGUAGCAACAGCAAUAGCAUACUCUCUCUCUCUUUAUCUCUAUCUCUCUAUCUCUCUCUCUCUCUCUCUAUCUCUCUCUCUCGCUCUCUCGCUCUCUGUCUCUGUCUCUCCCUCUCGCUCUCUCUCCUUAGAGGGGUGUGUUUGCACACCCCUGUCUUUGCCUAUCUUUGUGUAAGUGAUGGAAAGUGUGUGUGUGUGUGUGUGUGUGUGUGUGUCUGUGUGUGUGUGUGUGUGUGUGUGUGUGUGUGUGUGUGUGUGUGUGUGUGUGUGUCUGUGUGUCUGUGUGUCUGUGUGUCUGUGUGUGUGUGUGCGUGUGCUUAUUCAUGGGUGGGGACUUAGGGUGUGUGUGUGUGUGUGUGUGUGUGUGUGUGUGUGUGUGUGUGUGUGUGUGUGUGUGUGUGUGUGUGUGUGUGUGUGUGUGUGUCUGUGUCUGUGUGUCUGUGUGUCUGUGUGUGUGUGUGCAUGUGCUUAUUCAUGGGUGGGGACUUAGGGUGUGUGUGUGUGUGUGUGUGUGUGUGUGUGUGUGUGUGUGUGUGUGUGUGUGUGUGUGUGUGUGCGUGCACGCUUGUGCUUAUUCAUGGGUGGGGACUUAGGGGGUUUUGGGUUCUUGUGCCAGGCCAUGUUCUAGCUGGGAAAAUAUAUUUUAUUUUUGCUUUUAAAGAGAAGACAGUGACAUGGUACAAAUGCACUUUAGCUGUUAGUGCGCGUAUGUGUGCGUGCGUGCGUGCGUGCAUGUGUGUGUGUGUGUGUGUGCGCGUGUGUGUGUGUGUGUGUGUGUGUGUGUGUGUGUGUGUGUGUGUGUGUGUGUGUGUGUGCGCUUUGAUGUGGAGCUGUUGGCCAAAGCCCAAGUAAUCAUGUGUA
Molecule: messenger RNA, 2090 nt
Organism: Engraulis encrasicolus (European anchovy)
Lineage: Eukaryota; Metazoa; Chordata; Actinopteri; Clupeiformes; Engraulidae
Product: deoxyhypusine synthase-like
Exons: 10
Coding region: 149-1234 (361 amino acids)
Biological process (GO): peptidyl-hypusine biosynthetic process
Cellular component (GO): cytoplasm
Molecular function (GO): deoxyhypusine synthase activity
Source: RefSeq, a predicted model, not a curated record